Molecule: messenger RNA, 3615 nt
Organism: Arachis duranensis
Lineage: Eukaryota; Viridiplantae; Streptophyta; Magnoliopsida; Fabales; Fabaceae
Product: calcium-transporting ATPase 12, plasma membrane-type-like
Exons: 1
Coding region: 110-3190 (1026 amino acids)
Biological process (GO): calcium ion transmembrane transport
Cellular component (GO): membrane; intracellular membrane-bounded organelle
Molecular function (GO): P-type calcium transporter activity; ATP hydrolysis activity; ATP binding
Source: RefSeq, a predicted model, not a curated record
UCAGAAUGAAAUUCUUUCAUAGCAGUGUUAGUUAUAACUUUUUAUCCUUUUUUUAUUUCUAAUUCUGCUGUCACAUUCGAUAACCGUAACCAUAACCAUAACUAUAACCAUGUCGAGCUCCAGCAGCCAUAAUCUAAAUGCUACUCCACUCAUCGUUGACAUCGCCAACACCUUUACCAGACUCACUUCUCCCCCAUUAACCUCACCAAAACAACGCUGGCGUUUCGCUUAUACCAAAAUCUAUUCUGGAAGAGUCUUUGUGUCCCUUGCGAAAGAGAUCGUCUCCAAAAGAAAUCACAAUCAAUUCCUUCUUCGUGAUGAUAUAAUAGAGCCUCUAGUUCACUGCAACAAUUCCUUCCUGGCUGUUCCUCAUGAUGCUGAUAAAUCCAAGCUUGUUAACAUGGUUAAGGACAAAAGCUUGGACUCUCUUGCUUCCUUUGGAGGCGUGGAGGCUGUAGCUUAUGUCAUUGGAACUGUUCCAUCGAAGGGAAUUGACGACAAAGAAGAAGAAAUUGCCAAGCGUCGCGAUAUCUUUGGCUCCAACACUUACCCUCGUCCGCCGCCAAAAGGACUCCUCCACUUUGUUCUUGAAGCCUUCAAUGACACCACAAUAAUCAUCCUUCUUGUUUGCGCCGGCCUUUCACUCGGCUUUGGAAUCAAACAGCACGGUGCAGGGGAAGGUUGGUAUGAAGGUGGAAGCAUAUUCGUGGCGGUGUUGUUGGUGGUUGUUGUAAGCUCAGUCAGCAACUUGAGGCAGGAGAGGCAGUUUCACAAGCUGUCCAAGAUUAGCAGUGACAUCAAGGUUGAUGUUGUGAGGAAUGGAAGGCCGCAACAGAUUUCGAUUUUCGACGUUCUUGUGGGAGAUAUCGUUUCACUCAAGAUUGGGGAUCAAGUUCCCGCUGAUGGAUUGUUCAUAUCUGGUCAUGCUCUUCAUGUUGAUGAAUCAAGCAUGACAGGGGAGAGUGAUCAUGUCGAAAUUGAGCCGUUAAAUAGUCCUUUCUUGUUGUCCGGCGCCAAAGUGGUCGACGGUUAUGCAACAAUGAUGGUGACGUCCGUCGGAACUAACACGGCGUGGGGACAGUUGAUGAGCACGGUAUCAAGAGGUGACACGGAGGAGAGGACGCCGUUGCAGGCGCGUCUCGAUAGCUUGACUACAUCGAUAGGAAAAGUAGGCCUCUCGGUUGCACUCCUUGUGUUUGUGGUAAUGCUUAUUCGUUAUUUUACUGGAAACACCAGCAGUGAAGACGGUUAUACAGAGUUCAAGAAAGGUAGUACUGAUUUGAGUGAUGUGUUCAAUGCUGUUGUGAAGAUAAUUGCGGUUGCAGUCACCAUUGUGGUCGUGGCGAUCCCUGAAGGAUUGCCAUUGGCUGUCACUCUCACCUUGGCUUAUUCCAUGAAGAGAAUGAUGGCAGAUCAGGCUAUGGUGAGGAAACUCUCUGCUUGCGAAACUAUGGGGUCGGCAACGGUUAUAUGCACUGAUAAAACUGGGACUCUGACUCUCAAUGAGAUGAGAGUGAACAAGUUCUGGUUAGGCCUUGAAAACAUCAUUGAGAAUUAUUCCAAUGCAAUGGCCAAGAGAGUUGUGGAAUUGUUCCACCAGGGAAUAGGCCUCAAUACAACUGGCAGUGUAUAUAAGCCUUUGCCGGAAUCCGGGCCUGAAAUCUCUGGUAGCCCUACAGAGAAAGCUAUUCUCUUGUGGGCUGUGUCAGAUUUAAGCAUGGACAUGGAUGGACUAAAGCAGAAACAUGAGAUCAUCCAUGUUGAAACGUUUAACUCGGAGAAGAAACGAAGCGGGGUAGCAGUAAGGAAGAAGAGUGACAAUACAGUACAUGUACAUUGGAAAGGUGCUGCUGAGAUGAUACUUGCAAUGUGUUCUAACUACAUUGAUUGUAAUGGCACAGAGAAGUCCCUUGGUGAAAAAGAACGGGAUGAAAUUGAGAAAAUAAUUCAGGGAAUGGCAGCUAGUAGCCUAAGAUGCAUUGCUUUUGCUCACAUUGAAAUCGACUACAGCGAUGAUAAGGUACUAAGAGAAGAUGGCUUGACCUUGCUAGGAAUCGUCGGCCUUAAGGAUCCAUGCCGGCCGGAAGUCAAGAAGGCUGUGGAAACUUGCAAGUAUGCAGGUGUUGAUAUCAAGAUGAUCACCGGAGAUAACUUAUUCACGGCAAAGGCAAUAGCAACAGAAUGUGGAAUACUAGACCUUAGUGAUGAUGUAGCCAAGGGACAAGUGGUGGAAGGUGAGGAAUUUCGGAACUACACGGAGGAAGAGAGAAUGGAGAAAGUAGAUGAUAUUCGAGUGAUGGCGAGAUCUUCUCCUUUGGACAAACAUUUGAUGGUGCAAUGCUUAAGAAAGAAAGGCCAUGUAGUUGCAGUCACAGGAGAUGGCACCAACGAUGCGCCUGCGCUAAAAGAAGCUGAUAUUGGACUUUCUAUGGGAAUCCAAGGCACUGAAGUUGCCAAGGAAAGUUCUGACAUUGUUAUCUUGGAUGACAACUUCAAUUCUGUUGCAACGGUUUUAAGGUGGGGAAGAUGUGUAUAUAACAAUAUACAGAAAUUUAUCCAAUUUCAACUAACAGUGAAUGUUGCAGCACUUGUGAUAAAUUUUAUAGCUGCAGUUUCUGCUGGUGAUGUUCCCUUAACAACAGUUCAACUUCUAUGGGUUAAUCUCAUUAUGGAUACUCUAGGUGCUCUGGCCCUGGCCACGGAACGGCCUACAAAGGAGUUAAUGGAGAAACGGCCGGUGGGGCGUACCGAGCCGCUUAUCACUAACAUUAUGUGGAGAAACCUUUUACCUCAAGCUUUGUAUCAGAUUGCAGUCUUAUUGGUUUUCCAAUUCAAAGGGAAGGCAAUAUUCAAUGUAGAUGAGAAGGUAAAGAACACACUAAUUUUUAAUACUUUUGUUCUGUGCCAAGUUUUCAACGAGUUCAACUCUAGGAGUAUGGAGAAACAAAAUGUGUUCAGAGGCAUUCACAAAAACCACUUGUUCCUUGGAAUUGUUGGGAUUACAAUUGUUCUUCAAAUUGCAAUGGUGGAAUUCCUGAGGAAGUUUGCUGAUACAGAGAGACUAACAUGGAUUCAAUGGGGAUAUUGUGUUUUAUUUGCAGCUUUUUCAUGGCCACUGGCUUGGUUUGUAAAGUUCAUUCCUGUUUCAGAUAAGCCAUUUUUCAGUUUCAAGAUUAAGCGGUCUUUUUAGUCUUCAGAAUGAGGAAUCUUAAAUUCCAAAGCAUCUUGGAAACUAACUAUAUAUCCAUAAUCCAUGUUGAGGUAUACUACAUAUUGAAAUUCAAUAUCCUUUAUGUUUAAAUCAUAAGAGGAUCUUGAAUUUCUAUAUGUCUUAUACUCCUUCUAUCCAUAAAUAAUUCUCUCUUUUUGUGGAUAGAAAGUACCUCAAUAUUAUAUAGUUAGUCUUCCAAAAUACCUGGAAUUUUAGGAUUUCUCAUAGCACACACACCACCCACUUUAUGGCAAGUUGGAAAUAAGUUAAAUUUAGGGGGUGGGAACUAGGAUUGAAAUGACAAAUCUAACGCUAAUAAUGACUUCAUGUACCAGUUAGUUUUUUAAAAUUUAUACAAUGAUGAUGUUUGUAUUAUUCUUCAAAAACUCAUAUCUUGAUUAAAA